Molecule: messenger RNA, 4819 nt
Organism: Mobula hypostoma (lesser devil ray)
Lineage: Eukaryota; Metazoa; Chordata; Chondrichthyes; Myliobatiformes; Myliobatidae
Product: tensin-4-like
Cellular component (GO): focal adhesion
Molecular function (GO): protein binding
Source: RefSeq, a predicted model, not a curated record
GUUCAUAUCCUUUUCAAACAAGACGCCUGCAAUUCACUAGGAGGGAGCGACACUGCAGGACACCCGGAAGCUCGGCGCUCACAGUCGGACAGGAGCCAGGGCCACUACCUGUUCCCCUACAUGAAGACUAUCUUAUUGAACGGUAUGUCCAUCGGUCACGGUCGGCGCGUGUCGGAUAGCCGGGCGGACUCCUUCAGCCCGUCCGGCCAGUGGGUCUGCCGGGAGAUCAGCCCCGGCUGUCAGACGGAGGAGCGGUCUCAUGCCGGACUCAGCAGAUCGCAGACCGUCCGGGGGAAGCCGCCCCUCCACGACGGGGUCCGGCGGGCCAACAGCGCUCGGGCAGCGGCCGCCCGGGACAGGGGGAGACCCUGCGACCAAAGCUGGGGCGGCGAGACGCCGCCGCCCCCGGGGGAAAGCGAGGAAAGCGAGCCGACGUCCCCCACCCUGGACGCGACGAUCGAGAACCUCAAUAACCUGAUCCUAGAACUGGACCCCACCUUCCAGCCCAUCACCACCUACCCCAAGACCAGCUACCUGUCGAGAGGCAGCCUACGGCAGCAGGACAGAGCCGGGGACGAUCCGCUCCUGGACGCGCACGGCCCAGGGAUCCUUCUCUACGAGGAGUGGGAUUCGACAAGAGCCGCGGGCAGUGCUAGCACCUCACUGGACCGUCAGCGUGAGGCAGGCUGGCCAGGACCGGCCGCCGCCAGCACCGACCCCUUCUGCAGGAUGCUCGAGUCAACGGGGUACGACAGGCUCCGCAUCGGGCAGACGGACUCCCCUGCCCUGCCGUACGGUCCUCCGCAGUUCAGAGCCGUGUCUCCCGACUCCCGGAUCGUGGAAUCUUCAACAGCAGUGGCAGUGCCGACUUCCCAGCAGAUGCAGGGGGCCGCGUGGCUGGCCCUGGACUCCAGCUCAUCCCAGCAGAUCUACCAGCCCGUCGCAGCCCCCUACUCCAGCGGCUGCAGCGGGUCACUCGCCGGUUCCCCGCCUCACCAGCACGGCAACCUGGCCCGGACGAGGGAAGCCCUUGGGUCCUAUCUGUCAACGUCCACAGGCUCCGACAACCAACUUAGCUCCUACCAGCGCCAUCAACACAGGCUGGGCGACAGCGCCAGCUCUUUGCUCUCCACCUCUUCCGGGGGAUGGGACACCUUGGGAAGUUCGCACUCGCUGCUGAGCGACGACGGAGAGCCGGGGACGAUGUACCGGUCGGCCGGGAGCCCGUACGGUUCGUCCGGCUCGUUCGUCAACCUGAAGAGCCCUUGCCUCGUCUCCCCGGGCCUGUGCAAGAGCUCGUACAGUGACCAGCAGCUCGACCGGGCCUCCGAGUGCCGGACGCUCCCGCUGCCCCGCAGGCCGGCGCACCCGCUCCACCCGCAGGAAGCCCCAGCGGGGCCGGUGCUGGCGCCGCCGGGGCAGCCGCCCCGGCGGGGGGUGAAGAAGCAAUCCAGCAGCUGCCCGGCCUCUGCCGCCAGCUCCUGUACUGAUAUCCCGCUGCUUCUGGUCAACGGCUGCACACCGUGCCCCGUGCAGGGGCAGGAGACCCAGUGGCUGGCCUCCAACUCGUUCAGCGCCGCCAGCCUGCCCCGCUCUGCUUCUCCCGGCAGAGAAUACGCCAAGUCUUCCAGUACGGCCUCCCUCGCAGAUCUCCCAACCAGUGCAGAACCAACUGUUAAAUUUGUACAAGAUACCUCCAAAUAUUGGUACAAGCCAAAAAUCAGCCGGGACCAGGCCAUCGAGAUGUUGAAAGACAAGGAGGUCGGUUCCUUCAUCAUCCGGGAGAGCUCCUCCUACGUCGGGUCCUUUGGCCUCGCCGUGAAGGUCUCGUCCAGCCCCGAGAGCCCCGAGAGGAAGAUGGGAGACUCCCCAGCCGACUCGGUUCGGCAUUUCCUCAUCGAGUUCUCCCGGAAAGGAGUGUGUCUGAAAGGAGGGCCCCAGGAGCCUUACUUUGGAAGCCUGUCAGCGUUUGUAUACCAGCAUUGCAUCACUCCCAUCAGCUUGCCGAACAAGCUUCGCCUGCCGAGGACGGACUGUCUGCGGGGUAACGGUGAAGGCGCCGGGUCUGAGUCGGCAGGUGGCAACGUGUCCCCCCCGAGGAACCAAAGAGCAGAUCAGUGCGUCUUGUACCUGAAGUCUGUCACCAUGGAAUCCCUGACCGGCCCCCAGGCUGUCCUGAAGGCCGCCUCCUACGUGUUGGAACACGGGCCGUUGCCCGACGCUACCACCGUCCAGUUCAAAGUGUCGGAGCAGGGCAUCACCCUCACGGAUAGCAAACGGAAGCUGUUCUUCAGACGACACUAUCAAGCCAGUUCCAUCAGCCACUGCGGUCUGGAUCCCUUGCAGCGCCGGUGGCGGAAGGACAACGAGCCGUCAAGGAUCUUUGCAUUCGUGGCCCAAAAGCAGGGCAGCACGUCAGAGAACGUGUGCCACGUCUUUGCGGAGUUGGAGCACGAGAACUCAGCUCACCUCAUCAUCGAUCUGGUGGCCAAGAGCAUCCUGGAAACUCGGAGGAGGUGACCGGGCCGACAGGCAACGCUGGAGUCCACCCUCACUGCCCCAGCCUUGGGGCGCAGUUCCCUCCAAGCUUCACUGCCACGCAGCGACUGAAAUGCCCCCGUGCACGUAGCCUUCGUUGCCAACGCAGCUGAAAUUUUCUUUUAUGUAAUAUUUUAUUCAAGUGCCCCGCGGUUUUCAGGCUGCAUCUCAGAGCGCAGAUGUUUGAAAAAAAAAAUUAGCGGGAAUAUUGCCUGUGGGUCUGGAUCCAAUUCCCACCCCGGAUUUCACCUGUCAGUGUCUGUUUCCCUGCGGACAGAUUCGUUGCCCAGUGACACCUGUGAGCAAGGUGUGUUUGAGGGUCGGGGCCGGGGUGGGACAUCUCCAUUUCUGCUCCAGGGAGCGUGUGCGGUGUCCGAAACGGUUUCCAUUCCGAAACUGGGCAACACGAUGCGGGAAGGACUCCGCAGAUCAGGCAGCUUUCGCGGAGAGGGGUGAAGAGUCAACGUUCUGAGCUGAGAUCUUCCAUCAGGACCCCUCUCCUCUUGUGGUUAUGAGAAGCCUCACCAUCCCUGCUGGGGUCCCGGACGGUGUAGUACUUGUCCUUCUCCCAGGGUUAAGUGCCAGGAAGAGGAUUUUUUCCAUUACUUCUUCUCGUGAGGCCCAUCAGCCAUACUGGGGCAGCUCGCCGGACUCCUCUGUGGCGGGCAGAUGCCCGAGGAUGGGACGCCUCUCCCUGUGGCAGAGAGGAAGGAAUUUUUUUACAGGAGACAGAUAGAGUGGAUGUGGAGAGGAUGUUUCCUAUAGUGGGGGAGUCUAGGACCAGAGGACACAGAUAGAGUGGAUGUGGAGAGGAUGUUUCCUAUAGUGGGGGAGUCUAGGACCAGAGGGCACAGAUAGAGUGGAUGUGGAGAGGAUGUUUCCUAUAGUGGGGGAGUCUAGGACCAGAGGACACAGAUAGAGUGGAUGUGGAGAGGAUGUUUCCUAUAGUGGGGGAGUCUAGGACCAGAGGACACAGAUAGAGUGGAUGUGGAGAGGAUGUUUCCUAUAGUGGGGGAGUCUAGGACCAGAGGGCACAGAUAGAGUGGAUGUGGAGAGGAUGUUUCCUGUAGUAGAGGAGUCUAGGACCAGAGGACACAGAUAGAGUGGAUGUGGAGAGGAUGUUUCCUACAUCGGAGGAGUCUAGGACCAGAGGGCACAGAUAGAGCCUCAGAACAGAGAUGAGGAGGAAUUUCUUUAGGCAGAGGGGGAACAGCAGAGCAGACUUGAUGGGGUGAAUGCUGUAUAUCCGCUUCUCUGUCUCAUAGUCAAAGUGUCACGGAUGUAGGUGGGAAGGGAACAGAGAAUCAUUUGUGAACUUUGAAACGUUCACCCGGAGGUCCGGGUCCUUAACACAUCUCACACACGGCAUUGUUCCCAGCACCUGCCACAGAGAAGCUCGGCACGGAAACCGGCCCUUCGGCCCAUCUAGUCCGUAGCCGAAACAGUCGAAACGGCCUGCUCCCACCGACCUGCACCGGGACCACACCCUUCCCAUCCGUGUCCCCAUCCAGACUUCUCUGAAACGUUGAAAUCCAGCUCGCGUGUACCAAUUGUGCUGGCAGCUCAUUCCGCCCCUCUGAGUGAAGACAUUUUCCCCCACGCCCCCCCUUAAACUUCUCACCUUUCACCCUUAACCCACGACCUCUAGUUGGCAUCCCACCCAACCCCAGUGGGUCCAGCCUGCUUGCACUUGCCCUCUCUAUACCCCUGUCCUUCAACUCUCUCCCACCUCCCCACCUCCCUCUCUGCGUUACCAAACACUACCUCGGAACCAGCAAUCUCAAAGCAUCAAUCUCCCCAACGCAACUUGUUGCUUUCAACUUCACACCCGACAAUCAAAGUUAAGCUCAUUCACUCCACGGUUAAUAAAUAAGAUAAUUAUUUAAUAACUGACUUCAGUCUGGUUUAAAUUUGCCAUCAACCCGUAUUUUUUAAAUAUUCUCUUCACCAGAAAGACUGAAUGAACUGGGCUUGUACUCGUUGGAAUUUAGAAGAUUGAGGGGGGAUCUGAUUGAAAAGUAUAAAAUCCUAAAGGGAUUGGACAGGCUAGAUGCAGGAAGAUUGUUCCCGAUGUUGGGGAAGUCCAGAACGAGGGGUCACAGUUUGAGGAUAGAGGGGAAGCCUUUUAGGACCAAGAUGAGGAAAAACUUCUUCACACAGAGAGUGGUGAAUCUGUGGAAUUCUCUGCCACAGGAAACAGUUGAGGCCAGUUCAUUGGCUAUAUUUAAGAGGGAGUUAGAUAUGGCCCUUGUGGCUAUGGGGAUCAGGGGGUAUGGAGGGA